Molecule: messenger RNA, 1085 nt
Organism: Quercus robur (English oak)
Lineage: Eukaryota; Viridiplantae; Streptophyta; Magnoliopsida; Fagales; Fagaceae
Product: chlorophyll a-b binding protein CP26, chloroplastic
Exons: 6
Coding region: 66-932 (288 amino acids)
Biological process (GO): photosynthesis, light harvesting in photosystem I; response to light stimulus
Cellular component (GO): plastoglobule; chloroplast thylakoid membrane
Source: RefSeq, a predicted model, not a curated record
ACAAUUACUUACACCAAUUCAAUUCUGAUUUCUGAACCACCACCGCACGAUCCGGCGAACUAGAAAUGGCUUCUCUGGCAGCAUCCACGGCAGCAGCAUCUCUUGGUGUGUCGGAAAUGCUCGGAAACCCUCUCAACUUCAGUGUUGCGACCAGGACAGCCCCAGCGCCCUCCAGCCCAGCUACCUUCAAGACUGUUGCUCUUUUCUCCAAGAAGAAGCCCGCACCGCCACCCAAGUCUAAGCCUGCUCCGGCGAACGAUGAGCUUGCCAAGUGGUAUGGUCCUGACAGAAGGAUUUUCUUGCCGGAGGGCCUCUUGGACCGGUCUGAGAUCCCGGAAUACUUGAAUGGAGAAGUUCCCGGAGAUUAUGGUUAUGAUCCUUUUGGGCUUAGCAAGCAGCCAGAGAACUUCAGCAAAUAUCAGGCGUAUGAGUUGAUUCACAGCCGGUGGGCCAUGCUUGGUGCUGCCGGAUUCAUUAUCCCUGAGGCAUUAAACAAAUUUGGCGCUAACUGCGGCCCUGAGGCUGUCUGGUUCAAGACUGGGGCUCUACUCCUAGAUGGGAACACCUUGAAUUACUUUGGGAAGAGCAUCCCCAUCAAUCUUGUUCUUGCUGUCGUCGCCGAGAUUGUUCUAGUUGGGGGUGCAGAAUAUUAUAGAAUCAUCAAUGGCUUGGAUUUGGAAGACGAGCUUCACCCAGGUGGUCCUUUUGAUCCAUUGGGGCUAGCGAAGGAUCCCGACCAGGCUGCAAUUCUAAAGGUGAAGGAGAUUAAGAAUGGUAGACUUGCAAUGUUUGCCAUGCUCGGUUUCUUCUUACAAGCUUAUGUCACGGGAGAAGGUCCUGUUGAAAACCUUGCAAAACAUCUCAGUGAUCCUUUUGGCAACAACUUGCUCACUGUGAUUGCCGGAUCUGCCGAAAGAUCUCCAACCCUGUGAUUUGUUAGAAUCUUAGAUGCGUUGUUGUACAUCUCACCAAGACAUUUUGCAAGGGUAUAUAUAAUCCCUGAACUCUAAAGUUCAACUGUGCUUUAAUUUAUAGAGACCUAGCACUGUUCACCUUUGAUUGAGACAUCAUAAUUAUUUCUUCUA